Molecule: messenger RNA, 12149 nt
Organism: Nasonia vitripennis (jewel wasp)
Lineage: Eukaryota; Metazoa; Arthropoda; Insecta; Hymenoptera; Pteromalidae
Gene: Dhc36C
Product: dynein heavy chain 7, axonemal
Exons: 37
Coding region: 117-12047 (3976 amino acids)
Biological process (GO): microtubule-based movement
Cellular component (GO): dynein complex
Molecular function (GO): dynein intermediate chain binding; ATP binding; minus-end-directed microtubule motor activity
Source: RefSeq, a predicted model, not a curated record
CUCGGUCGGUAUACACAAUACCUGUUCUGUGCGGUAUAGUUACGGUGGCGCUACUCAUCAGGCGAGAGGAUGAUUUAAUAAUACGAGCUUCUUGCGUGUUACGAGCUCGAAUCGACAUGGCAGACACGGAAUCCCUCGAAAUAAUAAGAUCGAGAACCGGCUCCAGCAGAACAACGCCGGACUCGGCCGGGACGAAGAGAUCGUGCGACGAUUCGCUAAAAAGCUCGCGUUUAACCACAAACUCGACGAGCCGUUCCUAUGAAUUCUCAUUCCCCUCGGCGAUGUUCAGCCGGAAGCGGAAAAAAUUCGCCGAUUCGAGUACAGCAUCGGAGCAGAAUCGCCAGUCUCUCGGCGCGCGAUUCAAAUUCACGCUGACGCGAAUGAGAAAGGAGGAAUUCAGGAGACGCAUCGUCGAAUUGACCGUAAAACCGGGCGUAACAGACGCAGUUGAUGACCAGGCAAUUAGCGACGAAGAGGUAGCGGAUCGGUUUUACUACUAUUACAUUCGAAAUGGUCUGGAUACGCUUCACGUGGCAUCGAUCGAUUCGACGACUGUUGAGAAGAUACUGUCGCUGAUACCGGACAAGUAUCGGAGGAGCUUCGCGCAGUUCCUCGAGGAAUUGUUCGCACAGGUGAAGGAGGAGUUUGUGUGGACUCUGAAGAGAUCGAUCGUGGAUUUCGCUUUGCAGGAUCGUUACAGAAAUGAGGCGCCGGCGAAAGUAUUGGAGAUCGUUGAGUGCCUUGAAAGCGACUUCCCGCCGGAUUAUUUCAAAUACUACAUCUCGCGCAAGCGGAAAAUCAAGGAGAAUCUGAACUUGAUUAAUCCGUGCAUGAAGUCUUCUUGGAGCCACUGGAGCCGUGAAUUCAGGGACUUUCGAUUGAUCGAUCUGAAGAAACUGAAAGAGCAAAACGAAAGCUGGGACCUUAUGACCUUUCAAAGUACCAUCGACAAACAAGUUCAGAGCGCGGCGAGGCAUUUGAAAAUCAACUGGUUCGGCGGAAUACAAGAAAUAUUUCUGAUGAAUAACCGAAGAAAUCUCGUGCCUAGUCCACUGGAUUCGAAGCAAUUCAAUCGAUUCUUCAAUUGCAUUGCAAAGCUGAUGGAAUCUCAGCUUCUAACGAUUUUCAAAUCUAGUCUGCGAGAUUUUCUAUUGUACAUUUUCGACGUACAGCAAUCUAGUAACAGCUAUAAGCUCAACGUUAUCGUGAAAUCUAAAGAGAUACACUUUGAACCUCCUUUCCAAUACUUUAAGGACGUUAUUGGUAGCGUGCUCGAUGUAAUGUGCGAGGCAAUGAUGGGCUUUGAGAGGCUUGAAACUCAACUUUAUCUCGAUUGGUCUGGCCCUCGAACCCUGCUUAAACCAAACAUUUCCACGGCUAUUAUUGCCGACUACAAACGAAGAAUAGCUGAGCUUAUCGAGAAGCAAAAGGUCGAGCCGGAAUCGACGAUCAGUGAACUGCAAAAGUACGAGGAAUUUUUCAACGGCCACGAAUUAGAAAAAGUGAACGCUUUCGUACAGGACAAGAGCAGAACUUUCGAAGAGUACCGGGAAAAGAUAUACUACUACCGUGAUCUAGAGAACAAAGUCAUCCUCGAGAACGACAUAACGGUUUUCACGACUUUUUUCACGAUCGAUCGCAAGGAUUUUCUGCAAAUGGUAUCGAAUAAUGUGGAGUCGCUGAAAAUGCUUUUUCUCCGAGAGUUGGUUCUGCAAUAUCAAUCAAAAGCUAAGAGCGUGAGCGAAGAAUAUCAAGCGAUCACCGAGCACGCCGAGAGCUUUCCGCAAAAUACGGCCGCUCUGAUGGAAAUGAUCGAUUAUAUGAAAAAGGUCGAGGAUUGCUCGUUGAAAAAAUUAGAGAAUAAGCUGCGCGAGAUUCUGGGAAGCGUAAUAUUUUUAUCGGAUUAUUGGCUCAUGUCCGAGGAUGAGAUCUCCAGCAACAAUUCGGCUUUUCAAUGGUACCAUAAAAUGCCGGAGGUUCUGGAGAAUAGCAAAAUCACCAUCGAGAACAAGACCCAAGAGUUUCAAGAUGCUCUCAGAGCGAGAUACUUGAAAUUCGAGGACGAGCUGGAAAUGUACGCGAAGCAAGUCGAGGAGUAUCAGUACCUGGGCGACAUCGAGGAAAUAUUUCGGUAUCAGAAAAAGGCUCAGAGUUUGGAGAACAAGCUGAUAAGUGCCAUGGAAAAAAUCGAUAGAUUCAACGAGGAAGAAAAGGCCUUUGGCUGGGAGAAUACACAGUACCCUUUGCGAAAAGAAAUAGCCGACCGCUUAGCGCCCUAUAAAAAGCUCUAUGAUGUAGCUUGCGAUUUUCUAACAAAGUAUGAAAAAUGGACCAGCUCGACGCUCGGUAUUCACGAGCCCGAAGAUAUCGAGAACGAAGUGUCCACUGCGUUCAGAACGAUGUACAAGCUGGAAAAGAGCUUCCACGAGAGCGAGCCGCGAAAGCUCGCCGAAACGAUCCGCGAAAAUAUCGAGCAGUUCAAGGAGCGCAUGCCGGCGGUAACGACCCUCGGGAAUCCCGGAUUAAAGGAACGUCAUUGGCUGCAAAUCUCCGAGAUCGUGGGCCUUUCGAUCAAGUUCGAGGAGAAUUUGACGCUGAAAAGAGUGCUGGACAUGAAUCUGGAUAAGUACAUCGAUCAGUUCGAGAGCAUUUCCGAGGCGGCGAGCAAGGAGAGCACUUUGGAAAAGACGAUGUCGAAGAUGGAGAAGGACUGGCUCGACACGAGCUUCACGAUAACCCCUUACAAGGACUCCGGCACCUACGUCGUCGCCGCGCUCGACGACGUCCAGUUGACCCUCGACGAUCACAUCAUGAAGUCCAUGACCAUGAAGAACUCGCCCUACAUAAAGCCGUUCGAAGCGCAGAUUUUGAGGUGGGAGAGGAAGCUGCAGCUGCUGCAGAACAUUCUCGACCAGUGGCUGUCGGUCCAGGGCACGUGGAUGUACUUGGAGCCGAUCUUCACCUCGCCGGACAUCCAGCAGCAGAUGCCGGAGGAGGGCAAGAAGUUCUCCCUCGUGGACAAGACCUGGCGGGACAUCAUGAAAACGGUCGAGGCGGACCCGCGCGUCCUGUCGGUCAUCGAGAUCGAGAAGAUGCUCGAGAGGCUGAAGAAGAUCUUUGGCUUGCUCGAGCUCAUCCAGAAGGGCCUGAACGAGUACCUGGAGAUGAAGCGCCUCUUCUUCCCGAGAUUCUUCUUCCUGUCGAACGACGAGCUGCUGGAGAUCCUGUCCGAGACCAAGGACCCGACGAGGGUCCAGCCACACCUGAAAAAGUGCUUCGAGGGCAUCGCCCGGCUGACGUUCGACGAGGAGAUGAACGUGCGCGAGAUGCGCUCGGCCGAGGGCGAGGUGGUCGGCCUGUGCGACCUGAUCUCGACGGGGGCGGCGCGCGGUCAGGUGGAAAAGUGGCUGGUCGAGCUCGAGGCCGACAUGCGAAAGAGCGUGCGCGACAAAGUGUCGAGGGCGAUCUUUGCCUACCCGCAGAAGCCGCGCACCAGCUGGGUGCUCGAGUGGCCCGGGCAAACGGUCCUCUGCGUCGGCCAGCUCUACUGGACGCGGCAAAUCGAGCGGGCCAUGAUCGACGAGGGCUUGGCGGGCUUGAAGAGCUACUUGCGCCAGUGCCAGCAGGAGCUCAAGGACAUCAUACUACUGGUCAGGGGCAAGCUGUCCAAACAGAAUCGGGUUACCUUGGAGGCCUUGGUCACGCUGGACGUGCACGGAAAAGACGCGCUUGCUACUCUCUGCGACGAGGGGGUCGCGAAUAAGAACGACUUCAAGUGGCUCUGUCAGCUCAGAUACUAUUGGCAGGAGGAGGACAUGCAGACGCAGAUGAUAAACUCGAGCUUGCGCUACGGCUACGAGUACCUGGGCAACACGUCUCGCCUGGUGAUCACGCCGUUGACCGACCGCUGCUACCGCACGCUCUUCGGCGCCCUGAGUCUUCACCUGGGCGGUGCACCGGAGGGUCCUGCCGGUACCGGCAAAACCGAGACCACCAAGGACCUGGCUAAAGCCGUGGCGAAACAGUGCGUCGUGUUCAACUGCUCGGACGGAUUGGAUUACAUCGCGCUCGGCAAGUUCUUCAAGGGCCUGGCCUCCUGCGGCGCCUGGUCCUGCUUCGACGAGUUCAACCGCAUUGAUCUGGAGGUCUUGUCGGUCGUCGCCCAGCAGAUCCUGACGAUUCAGCGGGGAAUCAAUUCGGGCGCGGAGAAACUGCUGUUCGAGGGGAGCGAGAUAUCGCUCGACCCUACCUGCGCCGUUUUCAUCACCAUGAAUCCCGGCUACGCUGGCCGCUCCGAGCUGCCCGACAAUCUCAAGGCGCUGUUCAGGUCCGUCGCGAUGAUGGUGCCCGACUACGCUCUCAUAUCGGAGAACACGCUCUACUCCUACGGCUUCUACAACGGGAGACCGUUGGCAGUGAAGAUCGUCACCGCCUACAAGCUUUGCUCGGAGCAGCUGAGCAGCCAGUGUCACUACGAUUACGGAAUGAGGGCCGUCAAGUCGGUCCUCACAGCGGCGGGAAAUUUGAAGCUCAAGUAUCCCGAGGAGUCCGAGGACGUGCUUCUGCUGCGCAGCAUCAACGACGUCAAUCUGCCCAAGUUCCUCAGCCAGGACCUGCCGUUGUUCCGAGGUAUCGCCUCGGACCUAUUCCCGGGCGUUACCCUACCGGAUCCCGACUACACGCAUCUGAACGCCUGCACGCGCGAAGCCUGCGCCGCCGCGAACCUGCGGUGCACCGACUUCUUCCUGCGCAAAGUCCAGCAGAUCUACGAGAUGAUGAUCGUGAGGCACGGUUUCAUGAUAGUCGGCCUGCCGUUUGGCGGCAAGACGUCGGCCUACCGCAUGCUCGCCGACGCCUUGCGACUGCUGGAAGACAGGGGCCUCAUGAACGAGCACAGGGUGGAGAUUACGAUCAUCAACCCCAAGGCGAUAACGAUGGGUCAGCUCUACGGGCAGUUCGAUCCGGCGUCGCACGAGUGGAGGGACGGGGUGCUGGCGGUCAAGUACCGAGAAUUCGCCACUUCGACGAACGAGAACAGAAAGUGGCUGAUAUUCGAUGGGCCGGUGGACGCGAUUUGGAUCGAAAAUAUGAACACCGUGUUGGAUGACAACAAGAAGCUCUGCUUGAUGUCCGGAGAAAUCAUUCAGCUGGCGCCCACAACCAAUUUGAUUUUCGAGCCGAUGGAUCUCGAAGUCGCCUCUCCCGCGACCGUAUCCAGAUGCGGCAUGAUUUAUAUGGAGCCCGUUUCUCUGGGCUGGGAGCCGCUCUUGCUCUCUUGGCUCAAUACUUUACCCAACACCUUGACCGACCACCUAAGAAACUACCUGAAAGAGCUGUUUCUGCGCUUUUGUCCGGCUUUGCUGCACUUCAUUCGACGCUGCGGCGUGAAAGAAAUGAUAUCGAUGCCCGAUGCGAAUUUGGCGCGAUCGAUAAUGUACCUCUUCGACUGCCACUGCGACGACUUCCAGAGCGAAAAGUACGUCGAAAGCCUGUCGGAUUUGGAAAUGAGAGCUCAAAUCGAAGGCUGCUUCUUUUUUUCCUGCAUCUGGGCUAUGGGCAGCACCAUUCUCACCGCGUAUCGGCAGAGAUUCAGCGCAUUGUUUCGCGCUCUAAUGGAACGCGAAUUGCCCUCGGACAUAAAGGAGUCAUUCGGCUUGCCGGACGAGAUAACGAGCCCCCGGAAGCCAUACGUGACCCUUAUCCCAUCGGAGGGUCUAGUCCACGAUUACAAAUUCAUAAAGGAGGCCAAAGGAAAAUGGGUCUUGUGGUCGGAGGAUCUCCUGAACGAUCCGCCCAUCCCUCGGGACAUUCCGGUUAAUCAGAUAAUCGUCCCCACCGUCGAGACCGUACGCUACUUCCACCUGUUCAAAAUGCUCGUCGCUCAUCAAAAGCCGAUCCUGCUGGUCGGCCCGACCGGAACUGGAAAGUCUUCCUACAUCGCGGAGUUUCUGCUGAAAAAGAACGACCCCAACGUGUACACGCCUCUGUUCGUGACCUUCUCCGCGCAGACUUCGGCGAACCAGACGCAGGACAUAAUCAUGAGCAAGAUGAAUAAGCGGAGGAAGGGCACCUACGGAGCUCCGCCAGGCAUGCACUGGGUCAUUUUCAUCGACGACGUCUCGAUCCCGCAGAAAGAAGAGUACGGAGCGCAGCCGCCCAUAGAGCUUCUCCGACAAUGGCUGGAUCACGCGACUUGGUACGAUCGAAAAGACAUCUCCCAGAUACGACUCGUCGACGUACAGCCCAUUUGCGCGAUGCUUCCGCCGUCGAGCGGCAAAGACGUAACGCCGCGAUUCAAGCGGCAUUUCUUCACCAUGGCCAUAUCCGAAUUCGAGGACGACGUCAUGUCGACGAUAUUCAGCAAGAUCGUUUCCUGGCACUUUGAGGCGAGAGGCUUUUCCGAAACGUUCAAGCCCUACGUCAAUUGCGUCGUCAAAGGGACGCUAGACGUGUACAAAGAGACUUUGAAAUACCUCCUGCCUACGCCGUCAAAGUCGCACUAUUUGUUCAACCUGCGGGAUUUCGCGAGGGUCGUGCAGGGAAUAUUGCUGUCGCGGCCGGAAACGACGUCGGAUUUGAAUGCGUUGAAGAGACUGUGGGUGCACGAGAUACUUCGAGUUUACGGCGAUCGCUUGGUCGACGAAGCUGACACUGCUUGGUUGGUCGAAUUAAUUCGCAAAGUCUUGCAGAACAGGAUGGAGGAAAACAUGAACAAGCUUUUUGCCGAUUUCGUCGGCGAGCCCAACGUAUCGCUAUCGGAGUCGGACUUGAGGAACUUGAUAUACUGCAACUUUCAAGAUCCAUCGGCUGACACGAAGCUGUACAGGGAAGUGCCGAAUCUGGACGACCUUUCACGAGUAGUCGAGCAAUAUCUGCAGGAAUACAAUUCCAUAUCGAAGAAACCGAUGAAUUUGGUGCUAUUCAGAUUCGCACUCGAGCACCUCUCGAAGAUUUGCAGAAUCAUGAUGCAGCCGCGCAGUCACGCCCUUCUGGUCGGCGUCGGCGGUUCCGGUCGACAGUCCCUCACGCGACUGGCCGCCCAUAUUUCGGACUACGACCUGUUCCAGGUGGAAAUUUCCAAACUUUACGGGGUCAACGAGUGGCACGAGGAUCUGAAGGACAUCCUGAAGAAGACCGCAUCGUCCGAGCUUCACACGGCUUUCCUCUUCAGUGACGCUCAAGUCAAGGAGGAAUCCUUCCUCGAGGACAUAAGCAACCUACUGAACUCGGGCGAAGUGCCGAACCUCUUCGCUCCCGACGAGAAGGUCGACAUAUGCGAGAAGAUGCGGCAGAUCGAUCGGCAACGCGACAAGUCCCUGCAAACCGACGGCAGUCCGGUAUCUCUGUUCAACCUCUUCGUGCAGACGGUGAAGGAGCAGCUCCACGUGGUGGUGGCCAUGUCGCCGAUCGGCGACAAUUUCCGGGUCAGGAUUCGCAAGUUCCCAGCGCUCGUCAAUUGCUGCACCAUCGACUGGUUGCAGCCCUGGCCGGAGGACGCGCUGCUCGCCGUGGCUACCAAGUUUUUGGGCAACAUCGAGCUCUCCUCGCGCGAGAGAUCGGCCUGCAUAGAGAUGUGCCAGACCUUCCACACGUCCACUCAGGAUCUGUCGAAGGAGUUUUACCAAAGAGCCAAGAGGCACAACUACGUCACGCCGACUUCGUACCUCGAGUUGAUCGGCACCUUCGACAAAAUUCUGGAGCAGAAGCGAAGGGAAGUCAGAGAGAGCAAGAAGAGGUACGAGGCCGGCUUGGAGUCCCUCGACAACGCCCACGUGCAAGUCGGCAAAAUGCAGGAGACUCUGAUCGCGCUGCAGCCGAAGCUGAUCGAGGCCACGAGAGACGUUGAGAAGGUACUGGCUAGCAUCGAGAAGGAGAGCUCCGAAGUCGCCGAGAUCGAGAAAGUGGUGAAGAAGGACGAGGAGGCCGCGAUGGCCGUAGCCGAGGCGGCGGAAGCCAUCAAGGCUGAAUGCAACGCUGAUUUGAAACAAGUUCUGCCGAUACUGAAUGCGGCUAACGACGCCCUGAAUACACUCACUCCCCAGGACGUGCAGAUCGUCAAGACGAUGAAGAAUCCUCCGGCGGGCGUCAAGCUCGUUAUGGAGGCCAUUUGCAUCCUGAAGGACGUCAAACCCGACCGAGUCCCCGGGGAAGGCGGUCGAAUGGUCGACGACUACUGGAAGCCGUCCCUGCGCAUCCUGGGCGACAUCAAGUUCCUCGAGGGUCUUCUCGCCUUCGACAAGGACAACAUCCCCGAGCGCAUAAUCGCGAAGAUCCGCUCCAGCAUCCUGACGAACCCCAACUUCGACCCCGACAAGAUCCGCAACGCCUCGACGGCCUGCGAGGGCCUCUGCAAGUGGGUGAUCGCCCUGUCGGAGUACGACAAGGUGGCCAAGGUCGUGGCUCCGAAGAAGGUGGCUCUGCUGAAGGCCAAGGCCAGCUACGCCUACGCCAUAGCCGGGGUCGAGGUGAAGCGAGCCAAGCUGCGGGACGUGCAGGAGAAGGUGGCCAAGCUCGAGAAGCUCCUGGCGGUGCGCAAGGCCGAGCACCAGCAGAUGACCGACGAGGUGGCCGAGUGCCAGCAGAAGCUCCGGCGCGCCGAGGAGCUCAUCGGUGGCUUGGGAGGAGAGCACACUCGAUGGUCAGAGAUCGUCGAGGAGCUGGGCGAGCGCUACGACAAGCUCACGGGCGACGUGCUCGUGAGCGCGGCUGUCGUCGCCUACUUGGGAGUCUUCACCGCCUCCUACAGGCAGAAGCAGCUGGACAGGUGGACGGCCGACUGCACGAGGCUGGGCCUCGUCUGCAGCCGGGACUUUCAGCUGAGCCACGUGCUCGGCGACCCGGUGCUCAUCCGCUCCUGGACGAUCUUCGGCCUGCCGAGCGACCUGUUCUCCAUCGACAACGGCAUCAUCGUCAGCCACUCGAGACGCUGGCCCCUGAUGAUCGACCCCCAGGGCCAGGCCAACAAGUGGCUGAAGAACCUCGAGAAGGCCGCGAACGUCCACGUGGUCAGGCUCUCCCAGCCUGACUACAUGAGGAUACUGGAGAACGCUAUCCAGUUCGGCCAGCCCGUGCUCAUGGAGAACGUCGGCGAGGAGCUCGACGCAGCGCUGGAGCCGCUGCUGCUCAGGCAGACCUUCAGGUCCGGCGGGGCCGUGUGCAUCAAGCUCGGGGACUCGAGCGUCGAGUACAACGACAAAUUCAGGUUUUACAUAACGACGAAGCUGAGAAACCCGCACUACUUGCCAGAGGUCGCGGUGAAGGUAACCCUGCUGAACUUCAUGAUCACGCCGACGGGCUUGGAGGACCAGCUUCUGGGAAUAGUCGUCGCCAAGGAGCGUCCGGACUUGGAGAGCGAGAAGAACCAGCUGAUCGUCCAGGGAGCCGAGAACAAGAAGACGCUGAAGGAGAUCGAGGACAAGAUCCUCGAGGUUCUGUCGGAGUCUGAUGAAAACAUAUUGGAAGAUCAAACUGCAAUUAGCGUGUUAAGCUCUUCGAAGACGCUCGCUAACGAAAUUCAGGCGAAGCAGGCUGCGGCGGAAAUUACGGAGAAGUCCAUCGACGAGACGAGAUUGCAGUACACAUCGAUCGCCAGCUACAGCACCGUCCUGUUUUUCACCAUCGCUACGUUGGCGAACAUCGACCCGAUGUACCAGUACUCGCUCGCCUGGUUCGUCAACCUCUUCAAAACGACGAUCGAUAACACGCCGCCCGUCGACGACAUAGGCCAACGCCUCGAUGAUUUGCGAAAGUCUUUCACCUACUCGCUCUACGUGAACAUCUGCCGUUCGCUCUUCGAGAAAGACAAGCUGCUCUUCUCCCUCAUUCUCGUCGUCAAUUUGCUCAACAAGCAGGGAAAAAUGCCGAGCUCCCAGUGGAUGUUUUUCCUCACCGGCGGCGUCGGCCUCGAAAAUCCUCAUCCCAAUCCCGCCAAAUGGCUCCCUGUCAAGUCCUGGGAUGAAAUCUGCCGUUUGAACGACGUUCCUGGCUUCGAGGGAGUGAAAGCGGCGUUCGAGAAGAACUCGGAGAGUUGGAAAGUGAUUUUCGACCACAAGGAGCCUCAGAGCCUGGAUUUCCCGGCGCCGUUCGACAAGCUCUCGCGUUUCGAGAAGUUGCUCGCCCUUCGAUGUCUGCGCUACGACAAGCUCGUCCCCGCCCUUCAGAGCUUCAUAGAAGCGGAGAUGGGUCGGGAGUACGUGGAGCCACCGCCGUUCGAUCUGUCCUCCUCGUACGCCGACUCGCACUGCUGCGCGCCGCUGAUAUUCGUCCUGACACCCGGUGCCGACCCCACGGCUAUACUGCUCAAGUUCGCCGACGACCAGGGCUUCGGUCAGAACAGGCUGAACUCGCUGUCCCUCGGCCAGGGGCAGGGCCCGAUAGCCGUUCGGCUGAUCGAGGAGGCCGCGAAGAACGGCACCUGGGUCGUGCUGCAGAACUGCCACUUGGCCAACAGCUGGAUGGGCACUUUGGAGAAGAUCUGCGAGAGCUUCACGCCGGACACGGUGCACCCGGACUUCCGACUCUGGCUGACGAGCUAUCCCUCCGAGUACUUCCCGGUGAGCGUUCUGCAGAACGGCGUGAAGAUGACGAACGAGCCGCCGACCGGCUUGCGAUCGAACAUGAUCCGGUCGUACCUGCAGGACCCCAUAUGCGACCCGGAAUUCUUCGAGGCUCCGAAACAGAGGUCCAACUUUAAGAAGCUCCUCUUCUCCCUCUGCUUCUUCCACGCGAUCGUGCAGGAGCGUCGAAAAUUCGGGCCAAUCGGCUGGAAUAACCGGUACGAGUUCAACGAGACCGAUCUCCGCAUCAGCGCUCUCCAACUGAGGAUCUUCCUCGGCCAGUACGAGGACGUUCAAUUCGAGGCGCUGAAGUAUCUCACAGGCGAGUGCAAUUACGGCGGCCGCGUGACGGACGAGUGGGACCGGCGCUGCUUGAACACGAUCCUGGCGAGGUACUACCGGGAGCCGGUGAUAGCCAGGGAGGAGUGUCCCCUGGACGAGAGCGGCCUGUACCGCGUGCCCCGAGCCGAUGACCACGCCCAGUUCUUGGAGUACGUGAGGUCGCUGCCGAUGCUGGCUGGGCCUCGGGUCUUCGGCAUGGCCGACAACGCCGAUAUCGUCAAGGACCAGCAGGAGACCGAGCUGAUGCUCGGCUCGAUACUGCUCACCCAAGAUACCGAGUCGUCGGGCUUGGAGAGCGGAAAGUCCCCCGACGAGGUCGUCUACUCGAUAUCCGGGGACAUACUGUCGAAGCUGCCGCAGGACUACGACUUGGUCCAGGCCAUCGCCAAGUACCCGACCUCCUACGAGCAGAGCAUGAACACGGUCCUCGUGCAAGAAAUGGGCCGGUUCAACAAGCUCCUGCAGACCAUCAGGAGCAGCCUCGUGAACGUGCAAAAAGCCAUCAAAGGUCUGGUGGUGAUGGACGCCGAGCUCGAGGAGGUCUUCGCGUCGAUAAUCACCGGCAGGAUACCAGCGCUCUGGCGGAAGGUCUCGUAUCCGUCGCUCAAGCCCCUCGGAAGCUACAUUCAGGACUUUUUGCGUCGCCUCAACUUUCUCCAGACGUGGUACGAGGAGGGUCCGCCGACGUCCUUCUGGAUAUCCGGCUUCUACUUCACGCAAGCCUUCCUCACUGGAGCCCGGCAGAACUACGCGCGCAAACAUUCCAUCCCGAUCGAUCUGCUGGUCUACGACUUCGUGCCGCUUAAGGAGAGGAGCUUCUCGGGGCCGCCCGAGGACGGGGUCUACAUCUACGGGCUCUUCCUCGACGGCGCGAGGUUCAACAUGCGCACGAUGAUGCUCGACGAGUCCCUGCCCAAGGUCCUGCAGGAGAGCAUGCCCCACCUGUGGCUGGUACCGAUGCGCAAGGAGGAGGUGCAGCCGCGUCCGUCGUACACCUGUCCGGUCUACAAGACGAGCGAGCGUCGGGGCGUGCUGUCGACGACGGGUCACUCGACCAACUUCGUCAUCGCCAUGCAGUUACCAACAGACAAGCCGGCCGAGCACUGGAUACAGCGGGGCGUUGCCAUGCUCUGCCAGUUGUCGCAGUAGCUAUCGACGCCUAUUUUAUCGACGACCACGCGGCUCAUCUUGUUUUUUUAUACUGCUGUUUUUAAUAAUAAAAAAAAAAAGAAAAAAAAGAAAAGAAAGGAA